This is a messenger RNA of Ruditapes philippinarum (Manila clam), 2031 nucleotides long. RefSeq names its product toll-like receptor 2 type-1. The transcript is spliced from 2 exons. Lineage: Eukaryota; Metazoa; Mollusca; Bivalvia; Venerida; Veneridae. The record is from RefSeq and is a predicted model, not a curated record. Gene Ontology annotation, molecular function: protein binding; transmembrane signaling receptor activity. Bases 1 to 2031 code for a protein of 676 amino acids. Gene Ontology annotation, biological process: toll-like receptor signaling pathway; immune response. Gene Ontology annotation, cellular component: membrane.
AUGGAUGUGCCUUGGAAGUACUUUGUUUAUAUUUUGAUAGUAUCUCAUAUCAAUCUGAGUAUUUUCUAUGUUGAUGUUUAUGGUAUUUUUGCAUCAGAGUCUGAGCACUGCAUUAGCAGAAAUUCUGAAAUAACUUGCAAUUAUAUACCGGCGGAUAUUCCAGAUGGUACCAUGUCAGUUAACCUCAGAAACAUAUCGGAUAGAAAAUUGAGGAAAGGAUUAUUUUCAACAUAUAAAUGGGGACAAAUAAAAAACCUGGAAAUCUCUGCAAGUACUGACUGGCUUGUAGAACAUGACACAGUUAGAAUUUUCGAUUCGUUUUGUUUCUUCGGAUUAAAAAGUUUGGAAAUGUUACGUAUAGGAAUAGCAGAGAAUAUAACAUUAGCAUCUGACUCAUUAAUUGGACUAAAAAAUCUAAAACAUUUAGAUUUGACUGGUUGCCGGCGGUUAUACUUGGAAGAGGUUCUGAAUGCGAUUGACGACAAUAAUGAUGUAGCAAACUUGCAGAGUCUAAACCUAGCUCUUCUUAAUAGUUACCGAGCCGAACGGUCAUGUCCAAAUCUCAAAUCCAUUGAUACCAGUUAUGUAGUAUUUCCAUCUAAAGUGAUGCCUAUAAACGGACAAUCAAAAAUAGUUGAACAAAAUGCAAAUGUAGCCAUGAAUUUUAAUUGGAUAAGGUCAAUACGUUUUCUGCAAAAUAUCCGUAGUUUAAAUCUGACAAGUGUUUUACCAAAAUGGAUAACGUAUUCCAUUGACAACGUAACCAUGAAUGUGUUUGGAGCCAAUAGAUUUAAGUUAGAAGUCCUAAGAAUUGGUAACAACAGUUUCGAGAGAAUCGAUCUAAAACUCAAUAUACCGGGCUGUCCUUUUGUGAAAUUAGAUUUCUCGGGAUGUAAUGUACGUUAUCUCCACCCGAAAGCCAUUUCAAGUUUUCGAUUAUUAUCAGACAUUGAUCUUUCUAGAAACAAACUAAGCAGCAUGAUGGUAGAAGAUUACAACUUGUUCGAAAAUAUUUUCAAAAAUCUAACCAAUCUACAGUCUAUACGUUUGUCUUUUAAUGAAUUAACAGGACUGCCAAAAUACAUUUUCGCAUAUAAUUUAAAACUUGAAUUAAUAGACUUAUCAGAUAAUCUGAUAACUAAACUGUCAUUUGAGGUAAAACACUUGAAGCUACUCAGGAUAUUAGAUGUCAGGAAAAAUAGGUUACAAGUCAUUGAUACUGCCACGUUUAAUACAUUUGAUAAUGUUAAAUUUCUACUACAAGGUAAUCCAAUUCAGUGUUCUAAAUGUUGGUCACUUGCUUUUAUUAACUGGCUCAAGAACUCCGCAUAUAAUUCAGACAUUAAAUGUGAAAACAAGGACUCUAAGGAAGUAUUUAUUAAUGAUAACACCAUAGGUGAAUUACAAGAGAUAUGUAAUAGAGCAAAAAUCAUAAUCGUAGUAUGUAGUGCAUCUGUUCUUGCAUUAGUGUUAGUGGUAGCAAUUAUAUUAAAAAUGAGGAGAUACAAACAACAACGACAAUAUCAACUUGAAAUGGAGGAUCGCAUUGCUCUCAUUAGAGAGGGGGCUGACGAUAACAAAUUUGUCGUGUUUCUUUCAUACAGCAGUAACGACGAUGAUUUUGUCAACAGAUAUAUUUUCAAUCAGAUAAAUGAGAACCUUAAGCAAAAGGUAGGGAAAGACCAUAACCUUGUUUGUAUAGGAGACAAACAUUUUGAAAUCGGCAAACCAAUUCCAGAGCAAAUAUCAAGGUUUCUUCAUAAAUCAUCUGUAGUGGUGAUUCUUUUAACCGAUCAUUACAGCCAAAGUGUUCAUUGCCGAAAUGAAUUCGAUCAAGCAACCUUGUUGGAAAAGCCUAUCGUAUUAAUGGUAAAGGAUGAAAUUAAUAGAGAGUUGAUGAAUCAUCAAAUGAGGGAUUUAUACGAACACAGAACGCGCAUUUUGUUUGCGCAAGAAAAUGGCGAGUAUGUACUGAAAACGUCCUGGGAGAAUGUGUGUACAUCUAUCAUCGAGCUUGUUAAUAUUGGAUAG